This is a messenger RNA of Papaver somniferum (opium poppy), 2538 nucleotides long. Its product is annotated as subtilisin-like protease SBT3.9. The transcript is spliced from 11 exons. Gene Ontology annotation, biological process: proteolysis. The coding region runs from base 48 to 2336 and encodes 762 amino acids. Lineage: Eukaryota; Viridiplantae; Streptophyta; Magnoliopsida; Ranunculales; Papaveraceae. Gene Ontology annotation, molecular function: serine-type endopeptidase activity. The record is from RefSeq and is a predicted model, not a curated record.
UUAAAUCUCAUUCUCUCUUUUCACUGAUUGAUAGAUAAUACUUGAAGAUGGAUACAAUGAAUUACAGAAGAAUUUAUGUUCAUCUGUUUUUGCUUAUUGUUUUUGCAGAAAUCAAGUAUUGUUUUGCUUCAAAGUUAUAUGUUGUUUACAUGGGUAGUAAAACAAAUGAAGAAAACCCAGAAGACAUUUUGAAUCAAAACCAUCAGUUACUUGCUCAAAUUCAUGGAGGAAGGCAUGAAGAAGCCAAAGCUUCUCAUGUUUACAGUUACGUUCAUGGCUUUAAAGGAUUUGCAGCAAAAUUAACAGAGGAAAAAGCUUCAGAAAUUGCUAGAAUGCCUGGGGUUGUCUCCGUGUUUCGUAAUUCGAAAAGAAUUUUGCAUACUACUCAUUCUUGGGAUUACAUGGGUAUUCUUGAUGAUGAAUCUAUGGAAAUACCUGGAUAUUCUACUAAGAAUCAAGAAAAUAUCAUCAUUGGUUUCAUUGAUACAGGAAUAUGGCCAGAAUCGCCUAGUUUCAGUGAUCACGGUAUGCCUCCUGUGCCCCGGACAUGGGAAGGAAUAUGUCAAGCGGGUGAAGGAUUCAAUUCUUCUUUCUGUAACAGAAAAGUGAUCGGAGCAAGGUAUUAUCUAAGUGGGAUUGAAAGCAAUGAAGAUCCAACGAAAAAGAAUUAUAACUCACCACGAGACAGUUCCGGCCAUGGUAGUCAUACUGCUUCGACUGCAGCUGGCCGAUACGUUAAAAAUGUGAAUUAUGAAGGGUCAUUGGCUCAGGGAGGAGCUAGAGGAGGUGCACCCAUGGCUAGAAUUGCAGUGUACAAAACAUGUUGGGAUUCGGGUUGUUAUGAUGUCGAUUUAUUAGCUGCAUUUGAUGAUGCAAUUAAAGAUGGUGUUCAUAUUUUAUCUCUUUCUCUUGGCCCUGAAUCUCCUCAAGGAGAUUAUUUCAAUGACGCAAUAUCUAUCGGGUCAUUUCAUGCUGCUAGUCAUGGGAUUUUGGUUGUUUCUUCUGUUGGAAAUGAACGAAAUCAAGGUUCUGCUUCAAAUCUUGCUCCGUGGAUGAUUACUGUUGCUGCUAGUUCUACUGAUAGGGAUUUUACUUCUGACAUUUCGCUAGGAAACGGGUCUAACUUCACGGGUGAAAGUCUAACACUUUCACAAAUGAACACUUCCACAACACUCUUAGAUGCUUCCGAAGCUAAUGACGGAUACUUCACUCCUUAUCAAUCUAGUUUCUGUUUAGAGAGUUCAUUGAACGGUACAACGGCUAAAGGGAAAAUUCUUAUAUGCCGACAUGCUGAAGGUUCUUCGGAAUCGAAGCUAGCAAAGAGUGUGGUGGUUAAAGAAGCUGGUGCAGUAGGAAUGAUUCUAAUAGAUGAAGAAGAUAAGAGUCUGGCCAUUCCAUUUGUAAUUCCUUCAGCUAUAGUUGGAGCACAAAUUGGAGAGAAGAUACUAUCAUACGCAAAUCAUUCACGGAAGCCAACUGCACGGAUUUUCAGUGCAAAGACAGUAUUAGGAUCCCAAUCAUCUCCAAGAGUCACAUCGUUUUCCUCGAAAGGCCCGAAUGCAUUGACCCCAGCAAUUUUGAAGCCUGAUGUUACAGCUCCUGGAUUGAAUAUUCUUGCUGCCUGGUCUCCAGCUAACGGAAAAUUGAAUUUCAACAUUAUUUCUGGAACUUCCAUGGCUUGCCCUCAUGUUACAGGCAUUGCAGCUUUGGUCAAAGCUGUACAUCCAUCAUGGUCUCCUUCUGCUAUUAAAUCUGCCAUCAUGACAACAGCAACUGUGCUGAACAAAAACAACAAGCACAUAACAGUGGAUCCGACGGGAAGGAAGGGUAACCCAUUCGAUUACGGUGCAGGAUUUGUGGACCCUGGGAAAGUCCUGAAUCCUGGCCUAGUCUAUGAUGCAGAACCAGUAGAUUACAAAAACUUCUUGUGCUCGAUUGGUUACGACGAGGAAUCACUACGUGUAAUCACAAAAGACAAUAGCACAUGCAAUAAGACAACUUUCAGCUCACCUUCAGAACUGAAUUACCCAUCAAUUACAGUACCAAAUCUUAAAACAAAUUACUCGGUGAAACGAACAGUAACUAAUGUGGGUAAGCCAAUAAGUAUUUACAAAGCAAUAGUUUCUUCUCCUGUUGGAACAAAAACUACUGUUUUCCCAAGGUUUCUGAUAUUCAAAAGCUAUGGACAGAAAUUAAGUUUUACGGUGAAUUUCGAAGUCAUUGCUCCAACAAAAGGUUAUACAUUUGGGUCCUUAACAUGGAGGAAGAAAAAGAUUAGAGUAACUAUCCCGUUGACAGUACGUGUUAAAUCUUCUAGCACCGGGUUAUUACGUUAAAACAAAGGAUUGAACUGAAUCAAAUUCAGAUAAAACUGUAAUUUUUAUGUUUGUAAUUCAUUUUUGCUCAUUGAAAAUUAUGUAGAAGCAAUGUAUAUAUACUAGACUAAGUAGUCUAUGUUCUUUGUUUCAUACAUUGGUUAUGUAAUUGUCGAGAUAAAACUUGUUUGGAGUAUAAAAUCUGCCUUCUUUCGUUGGAAUA